This is a messenger RNA of Gamsiella multidivaricata, 1072 nucleotides long. Its product is annotated as SOH1-domain-containing protein. Gene Ontology annotation, biological process: regulation of transcription by RNA polymerase II. Gene Ontology annotation, cellular component: mediator complex; core mediator complex. The transcript is spliced from 3 exons. The coding region runs from base 401 to 976 and encodes 191 amino acids. NCBI's taxonomy places the organism in Eukaryota, Fungi, Mortierellomycota, Mortierellomycetes, Mortierellales, Mortierellaceae. The record is from RefSeq and is a predicted model, not a curated record. Gene Ontology annotation, molecular function: transcription coregulator activity.
UGCGCGAACGGACCACGCGCAUGGAUACAAUAAAGAUUGGUGGGCGCUUUACUUUGCACAAAAUGUGGUGAGUUCCUGUCUCAAAAAACACGUCGUGGGGCAUAUUGGAGGUGAAAAACAAGUGAGGAUGGCAAGGCAGAGAUAGCGUAUCUGAAGGAAUUGAAGGAAGGGGGAGGAAAGUGAUGGAAGUAGAUGAAAAGGAAAGCAAUCAGGACAACUGGCCACCAUCAGGCGCCUUUUUCAGCGGCUCUUUUCCUAUUGGAUUGCCACCAUCGCCACCAAAUGCGCUCGAUGGGCAGUGCUGCAGUGCUUGAAGGUGACUGUCGUACAUAAUACCAAGGAGAACGGUUCGAUUGAAGGCACUCCGAUAAGGUCAACAGAGCAAGCAUCAGUACGAAACAUGAGCCAAACAGAAUCAACUUCAACGCCAACAUCAGCGUCAAUCCAGAGAUUAGACUCAUUUCAGACCGAAGAUGAAUACGAGCAGCUUAAGCGGUUCCAGAUCGAGCUCGAGUUCGUUCAAUGUCUAGCCAACCCGUGGUAUCUCCACCACCUGGCACAACAACAAUAUUUCAAUCAGGACACGUUCGUCCGGUACCUCGACUACCUGCAAUACUUCCGGAAGCCAGAGUACGCCAAAUAUAUCAUCUAUCCGCACUGCCUACAUUUCCUAACACUUUUACAACACAAGUCGUUCAGGGACCACCUCGCCAAACAGGAUACAGCAACAUUUGUCCAUGAAAGACAAUAUUAUCAUUGGCAAUAUCUCAGGAAUCAGGAUAGGGUUGUUAGAAUCGAAAUCAUGCCCGACGGAUCGUUGGUCGAGAUUAAGAACGAAAUAGCAUCAUCUUCCCAGCCUUCUACAGCACAAGGACAGACACAUGGAGAUGUGGCGGUAGGACCGACAAAUGGAUCCGUGACAGCUCAACAAGCACAAGGCGCGGCAGUGCUAGGAACAGUAACAUCAAACACAUGAGUAGGCGCACUCAAUGGCUCCGUAGCAGCUUGACCGUAGCUGUCGAUGUCAGAUUGUGGAACUAUAAGCACACUGUCCUUUGACAUAUAAAGCCUU